Molecule: messenger RNA, 2445 nt
Organism: Trichobilharzia szidati
Lineage: Eukaryota; Metazoa; Platyhelminthes; Trematoda; Strigeidida; Schistosomatidae
Source: the annotation of a GenBank genome assembly
AUGAUCGCUUUAAUUCUAGUUUUAGAAGACAUUCGUUUCAGUAAGAAGGUUUUCGAAUUCCAUGUUCUACGAAAUGUGACCGAAAUUCCAAAUGAAAUUCUUGGGCAUCUUACACUGGAUGGAAGAACUAUUGAUGAAGUGAAUGAAUGUGGUGGUCAGAUUUAUUUCGUCCUUGAAGCAAAGACAGAUAGUAUAUUUUUGCCUUUCUAUGUGGAAAAUAGAACAGGUUUCAUUCGUUCCAAAGGUCUCGAAAAUACCUGGAUAAAUCAUUCAUCUUUGAAAUUAUCAGUUAACGUAAAACUGUUUAUUACUCCUGAUAAGGAAAUGGAUGCAUCACAAGUUAUCGUGUUUUGGAAUUCCUCUCCUUCAACGGUGUCCAAAAGAAGUACCAAUCCGGUCGGAAAUGACCUACGAAUAACAACCAGUUAUUCAAAAACCACUGCCUGGUGUAUCGGUGAAUUCAUUAUACUGACUGUUCAGCUUGGUUUACCUUCUGGAACUACUUCGAUAGCUGUGAAAAUGUCUGCUCCUACCUACAAUUCUGCAUUCUACGGUUUUACAGAAUUCAUUGGUAUCUCUGACAUUGGCGCACGAAUUCUUAAUAGAAAUUUCACCGUCAAUGUGAUGAAUGUUACAGGAAAUAGUACUUCUGAUCGUAAAACUGUCACUACAACUGUUAGCCUAUCAGAUCUCAUAGUAGAUGAUAUACCAAAUUAUACAGAGGAAUAUACACUGGCAAUACAAUUCAUUGUUGGUUUAUGGCCUCAGAGUUCAACAAUACAAGGAAAAUUGGUUAAUACGCAAUGUGAUGUUUAUAGGGAUAAUUUAACACAGACUAAUGUUACCACGAAUACAGUCGGUAGUGCAUGUCCUGUUUCUUCACCAGAUAUAACAAUUUUAUCAAAUAUUGCUUAUAUUGUACCAGGAGAUAUAGUACUUUUUGAAGCUGAAGUACUUCUGGUAUCUGAGAUGGGAAAUUAUAUGUUUUCCGUAUACACAAUUGGUCAAUCAGCUACCAUCAGCAACUUUAACAUUACGCUAAAAAAAGGGAUGAGCUACACACAAGGACCUGGAACAAGGCAGUAUAAAGAUGGAGUAUUGAAGAAAUGUGUUCUUUCGAAGCAGAUCGAUAUCGAUAUCAUUGGACUGAAAAGUAUAUAUGCAAUGGCAUUAUCUUUACCAAAAUCAGAUCGUUCGGUCAGACUUGUUGCCUACAUUCAAACCACAUCGUUUGCUUCAACAAGAGCUAUUCUCGGAUUUAGAAUGCGUCAUUCUGUAACAAGUGUUCUUUUCCAAGAGGUUCAAGUGCCUAUUAUUGCUGACUAUAGAAAUUUCAAAACUGUAUUACAACCGUCGAUGGAUUUAUCUAUGGACCCGAACCCAGUCGAAGUUGAAAAGUUUGCUGAAGUUCAGGUGACUGUAAACAUUCCGCCUGCAUCUAAGCAAUUGUAUGCGUUUGAAGUAAGUUUAACACGAGCCAUUCUGGGUGAAAUAUGUUACGCAAGCGUUACUGAAGUAGGAUCAGGAAUCACAACACGAAUACCAGGAAUGAGAUUACACGUGGAGUAUGAAAUGCAAAAGCUGACAUUACUUCGAACACUUGCAACAGUGCAUAUUGGAGUAUUAGAAAAUCCAACAAAUAGUAGCCAAGAUUAUUAUAUUGUAUUCAAAAUCGUAGUGAAGGCACGUUCAGAUCCAGCUUAUCCAACUGUUACUGAUACUCAAAUUGAUACAAGAUAUCUUAUCAUGGGAUCAUCUCGGAGACAAGAUUCUAUUAUAUUUUCGAUUAUCAACACAGCUAUUCCACCAAUUACGGCAGUUAAUUCCCCUCAAAUAAAUAUUUACAGAUCAGAGCCACUACAAACAGAACCAAUGGAUACAUAUCAAGCAAUAGUAAAUGCAGAGAUCAGUUGGUCUGAACAGGUUAUCUAUAGUCCAAUAAAGUUUACACUUUCAAUUACGGGCUCCAGUUCGACUGUAUUGGAACAAAAAUUUAUUUCCAUCGGAAGGUCACUACCUACUUUAGUUCCUAUCAACGCAAACAUGUCGAUUGUAAACAAUAUUGCAGUUAUCGAAUUCCCUUCAAUUUAUGUUGAUUCUACAUCGAAUAACUAUGAUGCCAAACUAACUCUUUGGUAUGCAAUCAAGAUCAUUGGAACAGCAAAAUUUUCAGCAAAAUUGGAUGUAUCUAUUGGAGCUUAUUUAGUCAGUGGUCAGGUUGCUUUUUCACCGAUUGCACUUUCAGCUCCUCCACAACUGACCAAGUCCAUGAAUGUGUCCACAGUUAGUAGUACAAGUAAUGAUGAAAGUCCGUUUGUAAAACAGACGUAUUCACUUGUUUUACACAAACAAUGUGAGAAUGAAAUGCAACCAAUAAGAUCACUGGACAGACACGAAAAAUUACCAACCAAGUUCCUUAUUUGUAAUGCACUUUCUAAAGCCUGA